CCCGGAUGUAAAUUAGGCAAUGACCCAGUCUAUCGUGGUGCAGAGUAAGCGCUCAUGUUUAACAGAUAUACUGCAAGCUGUGUGAUUGUCUUGGCUGAUAUUUAUCUAGUUGGCCAAUGUGGCAAUCAGAUUGGCAGUAGAUUCUGGGAUUUGGCUCUAAGAGAGCAUGCCUCCGUCAAUAAAAAGGGAGUUUUUGAUGAACCACUGAGCAGUUUCUUCAGAAACGUUGACACUAGGUAUUCGGAACCUGUCAAUAUUGCAGUAGGAAGUGGAGACGGGAAAAUCAAAUCUCUGCGAGCAAGAGCAGUUCUCAUUGACAUGGAGGAGGGCGUAGUCAGUGAAGUUAUGAGGGGACCGAUGAGAGAUGUGUUUGACUCUCAGCAACUGUUAACAGACGUUUCAGGAUCUGGGAACAACUGGGCAGUUGGUAACAGAUUUUAUGGACAGAAGUUUAGGGAACAGAUAAUGGAUAUUGUGAGAAAGCAAGCAGAACAAUGCGACUGUCUGCAGUGCUUUUUUCUUCUUCAUUCUAUGGGAGGAGGCACUGGCUCUGGUGUUGGUACCGCAAUACUGGAUCUACUAAAGGAAGAGUAUCCUGAGAUCUACAGAUUCGCUAUCGCAGUCUACCCUUCUGCUGAUGACGACGUAAUCACAUCACCUUACAACAGUGUACUAGCAAUGCACGAGCUGACGGAAAAGGCAGACUGUGUCUUGCCAAUAGAGAAUCAGGCCCUAGUAGAUUUAGUAAUGACCAUCAACAAGGCAGCUGCACUCAAGAGUGACAGAUCAAGAGUGACGUUGUCUUCUCUAAGUCACGAGAUGAAGCGCCACUCUUCGGUCACAUCGGGGCACGGCGGCAUAAGCAAAGACGAAAAGCCGUUUGAUGCAAUGAACAACAUAGUCGCUCAUCUCCUGCUAAACAUGACAAGCUCUUCGAGGUUUGAAGGAUCACUGAAUGUUGACUUGAACGAGAUAACUAUGAACCUAGUGCCAUUUCCACGACUUCACUACAUUGUAUCAAGCCUGAGUCCUCUCUACUGGCUCGCAGACGUCAAGCUCGCUCCCCGGAGGAUGGAUCAGGUAUUUACUGAUGCCUUUGCCCGUGAUCAUCAACUGAUACGAGCCGACCCCAGACACAGCCUCUAUCUAGCAUGUGCACUGCUGUUGCGAGGUAAAGUAUCCAUGUCCGACAUCAGAAGAAACAUAGACAGACUCAGACCGUCGCUGAAAUUUGUCCAUUGGAACCAACAUGGCUGGAAAACCGGUUUGUGUUCGGUCCCACCUGUUGGUCAUCUCUACUCCCUCCUUAGCCUCGCAAACAACACAUGCAUCAAAAGCACAUUUACAGACAUUCGAACGGGAUUCGUCAAGCUCUACAGACGAAAAGCACAUCUCCACCACUACACGCAAGUCGAUGGUAUGGAACUGGAUCAGUUUCAGGACAGUCUUGAAAGUCUUAGCUCACUAAUAUGCGACUAUGAGAGUCUCGACUCGCAACGAGACAAACAACCAGAAACGCCGCCACAACUUCGUGUUGCAUGACACAUCGUGUGGCAUCACGUAAAUACAACACAAUCCAACGUGAUG
Molecule: messenger RNA, 1587 nt
Organism: Corticium candelabrum
Lineage: Eukaryota; Metazoa; Porifera; Homoscleromorpha; Homosclerophorida; Plakinidae
Product: tubulin epsilon chain-like
Exons: 15
Coding region: 55-1542 (495 amino acids)
Biological process (GO): mitotic cell cycle; microtubule cytoskeleton organization
Cellular component (GO): cytoplasm; microtubule
Molecular function (GO): GTP binding; structural constituent of cytoskeleton
Source: RefSeq, a predicted model, not a curated record